GCUACUGUGUUGAGUUUCAUUUCUUUCCAAAUUCCUACCUAUCUCAUGGAGUUCCCUCUUCCAUAUCUCAGUUCUUCUCCAUCCACCAUACUUGGCUUUUUAUUGUUUAUUCUCUCUUUAUUGCUAUGGAUAACAAAAAUUUCCAACAAUAACGCAGCCAGAAAGAGGGGAGCACCGGAAGCAGCCGGUGCAUGGCCAUUAGUUGGUCACCUUCCCCUCUUAGGCGGCUCACUUCCGCCGCAUAUAACCUUGGGUAACAUGGCUGACAAGUAUGGACCGCUCUUCACAAUCAAACUCGGCGUGCACCGAUCUCUUAUUGUGAGCAGUUGGGACAUGGCCAAAGAGUGUCUAACCACCAACGACAGAGUCUUUGCUAAUCGCCCGAAGCUAUUAGUCUCAGAGGUUAUGGGAUACAACUAUGCCAUGUUUGGGUUCAGUACCUAUGGUCCUUACUGGCGCCAGAUGCGCAAGGUAGCCACCCUGGAGCUCCUCUCGAACCACCGCUUGGAGAACCUCAGGCACGUUCGUGAAUCCGAGGUGAAGGCUUGUACCAAGAACAUUUACGAUUUGUGGAAGCAAAACAAAAGCUCAGAUCAUGUGUUGGUGGACAUGAAGAGGUGGUUCGGAGACGUAACGAUGAACACCAUGUUUAGGAUGGUUGUAGGGAAGCGGUUCCUACUUGAGGCUAGCUCGGAGCGUGAGAAGGAGGAGAACGAAAGGUGUCGAAAGGCGUUGAGGGAGUUUUUCAGAUUGGCCGGUGAGUUUGUGAUGGCGGAUGCAGUGCCUUUUCUUAGGUGGUUAGAUUUGGGCGGACACGAGAAGGCAAUGAAGAAGACGGCAAAGGAACUAGAUCAUGUUCUGGAACGAUGGUUGGAAGAGCAUAAGCUAAAACGUAGUACUAAUUCUACUUUUACUUCGCAUGAGCCUGACGAUUUCAUGGAUAUGAUGCUUUCUGUUCUUGAUGAUAGUAUACUGGAGUUUCGUGGGUACACUACUGCUGACACCAUCAACAAAGCUACUUGCCUGGCUCUUAUAUUAGGAGGAACAGACACCACAACAGUAACAUUAACAUGGGCUCUUUCAUUACUAGUGAACAACCCUUCAAUCUUAAAGAAAGCUCAAAAUGAAUUAGACACAAAAGUUGGCCGGAAUAGACAAGUGAAUGAAUCGGACGUGAAGAACCUCGUCUAUCUCCAAGCCAUUAUCAAAGAAACCUUGCGCUUAUACCCUGCUGUACCACUCCUCGCACCCCAUGAAUCCACAGAAGACUGCACCGUAGGUAACUACCAUGUACCCGCCAAAACACGUCUAAUCGUCAAUAUUUGGAAGCUUCACCGGGAUCCAAAUGUCUGGCUAGAUCCCUGCAUUUUCCAGCCUGAAAGGUUCCUUACAAGCCAUGAGGAUUUUGAUGUUAGGGGCCAAAAUUUUGAGCUCAUACCGUUUGGAAGUGGUAGAAGAAUAUGUCCAGGAAUUUCUUUGGCACUUCAAGUUAUAGAACUCACUCUAGCUCAUCUGUUGCAUGGGUUUGAAAUUACAGCCCCAUCAGAUGAACCAGUCGAUAUGAGUGAGACUGUUGGGUUAACAAACAUGAAGGCCACACCAUUAGAGGUCCUUCUCAUACCACGCCUUCCUGUUGACAUCUAUGAAUACGUCUCAUUAUAAAUUAAAGAACUAACCUUAUUUUUUUACUUUUUUUUUUAUUGACAACAGAGUAAGAACCUUGGUCUCGAAUAAAUGUGAAAUUUUACUGUACAUUAUUGUUGAGGUUUUGAGUUUAAUUCAUUAGUACUUGUAGUUCAAUAA
Molecule: messenger RNA, 1803 nt
Organism: Rosa rugosa (rugosa rose)
Lineage: Eukaryota; Viridiplantae; Streptophyta; Magnoliopsida; Rosales; Rosaceae
Product: cytochrome P450 CYP82D47-like
Exons: 2
Coding region: 46-1662 (538 amino acids)
Biological process (GO): defense response to other organism
Molecular function (GO): heme binding; monooxygenase activity; iron ion binding
Source: RefSeq, a predicted model, not a curated record